Phytophthora sojae is the source of this 456-nucleotide messenger RNA. RefSeq lists its product as hypothetical. The record is from RefSeq and is a predicted model, not a curated record. Bases 1 to 456 code for a protein of 151 amino acids. Lineage: Eukaryota; Oomycota; Peronosporomycetes; Peronosporales; Peronosporaceae. The transcript has 2 exons.
AUGGCAGACGUCUUCCAAAUAAAUGAACGCACGAUUCUAAUCGGUGUUUUCACAUUGAACGGAAAUGCACCCUCCAUUUCAAGUAGUACGAAGUCGUACUGGGAGCAGGCCCUCGGCAGUGACGAAUGGAUAAUUGACCCGCCAUCAGAGGAGGAGCGAGCCGGCAGUCAACAACGUCAUCCCUGCUUUGACUGGUAUGGUCAUGAUAAUGUGAAUGCUCAACAACCCACGUGGUGGACUACUGUUCGACAGCAGUUGGAUCGCCUUCAGCUGGCCGUCUACGAAGCCCCCAAAGGAUGGCAACGCGACGGGGUGCUGCACGUCCCCAAGUGGACCAGCUUCCGCUUCGCAGUAGACGAGUAUCUGGAGAACGACCCGCGACUGAGGUUCCACCCCAACCGCGUUCGGGAGUUCAUCGACGAGAGGGGACUGGAGCACUUGGAGGAGAUGCAGUAA